UUUACUGCUCAUAAGGUACCUAUGUUUGAAUAAACGUACCACUUUCCUAUGUAGGUAGUAACAAGUUGAUGGUUUGGAUUAACUGUUUAUACUUUUACAUAUCAUCUAGUUCAAACAAAUCACGAAUGAUUGAAUUAUUGAAUCAGUUUUCUAUUGGAUUUCGAUGAAAGUAUGGUGCCUAAUUUUUAGAAAAUUUCAAAUGAGACAUCGUUUUAUAUCAAUCACAACGCUGACCUCUGGAUUCCUUCAGUUUUCUUCUUGGAUACCUGUUGUGGGUUUAUAAGAUAUUAAUAUCUCAAUCUAAAUUAUAUCGCAGAAUGGAACCCUUCAAUGGAACUUGUCCAAACAGUGUGAGCAUAGGAGUAAGUCAAUUACUGUUUUCUCAAUUAUUAACGACCUUGGCGAAUUCCUACUGUGAUCACACCGUUUAUCCGGCCGAUCAAAGUGAAGAAAUCAUCCAAACAAACAAUGAAUUUGAUUUCAUCGUUGUCGGUGCUGGUUCUGCUGGAUCUGCGUUGGCGAAUCGUUUGAGUGAAAUAAGCUCGUGGAAAGUAUUAUUAAUAGAAGCUGGACCUGAUCCUCCGAUCGAAUCAGAUAUCCCAGCCAUGUUUUUUUCACUCUUAGGUUCAAAAUACGAUUGGAACUAUAAAGUAGAAAAAUCAGAAAAAAGUUGCCGAAGUAUGGUUGACAAUCAGUGUAUUUGGCCUCGAGGAAGAGUAUUGGGAGGGUGCAGCUCGAUCAAUGCCUUAUUAUAUAAGCGUGGUAAUGCCAAAGACUAUGAUAACUGGGAAAGUUUAGGUAACCCUGGUUGGAGUUAUGAAAAUGUUCUGAAAUAUUUCAAGAAAUUGGAAUUUGCUAAUUCGGAGAGGUUGGAAAAAGAAGCCCACGGAUACGAGGGUUAUGUCCAUGUAGAAGACUUUCAAGAGGCAGACUUAAUGGAUGUUAAAUUUAAUAAAGAGUUGCUGGUGAAAUUAUAUGGAGAGUUAGGAUUACCUUUUGUUAAUGAUAUAAACGCAAAUCAGAAAACUGGAAUUACAAUGGUUCCGGCUACAGUGAAGAAUGGCAUCCGAUGGAAUACAGGCAGAGCUUACUUGGCCCCAAUUAAAGACAGAAAAAAUUUGUCAGUGAUGAAAGAAACCUUGGUGACUAAAGUAUUGAUCGAUGGCAAUAAGAAAGCUUACGGUGUUGAAGUAUUUCGCAAUAACGUUCAUAAGAAAAUAAUUGCCAAGAAGGAAGUCAUAUUGACCGCAGGAGCAUUGAACUCGCCACAGCUUCUCAUGCUUUCAGGAAUUGGUCCACGAGAUCACUUGAAAGAUUUAAGUAUUCCAUUGAUCAAUGAUUUGAAAGUUGGUCACAAUUUGCAAGAUCAUAUAUUCCUGAUGAACUUACUGGCUAAGAACACUGCCAAAGAAUUCAAACAAGUUUCACCACUCGACCUAUUAUAUUCGUAUUUGACUAGAAGGACUGAGUUGGGAUCUAUGACUGUCGCUGAUACAAUGGCAUUUGUUGACACUCAAAACCUGACAAAUGAUUAUCCGGAUAUUCAAAUAUUUCAUUUCAGCUAUCCAGUUAAAACUAAUAGUUUACCGGAUUAUCUGAGAACUGCUAAUUUACCAGAGGAACUUAUUGAGAAGUAUGUGAAAGAAAACGAGAAACAUUAUUUGAUUCAUUUUCUACCAACUUUACUGAGACCAAAAAGCUCUGGCAGGGUAAUGCUCAAGAGUACUAACCCAUUGGACCCGCCAAAAAUCAUCUCUGGAUAUUUGACCGAAUCUGAUGACAUAACAACUCUCAUACGAAGCAUAAAAUUUAUCCACAAGCUUGCAAAUACUGAAGUGUUUAAAUCUUGCUGCGAGCUUAUCGAAAUUCAACCUCUUGAAGAAUGCAGAGAUCUAGAGCAAUUGACAGACGAAUACUACGAAUGUCUGAUUCGAAAUUUUGCCCAGACUGUGUAUCAUCCUGUGGGUACAUGUAAAAUGGGCCCUAUAAGCGAUAAGGGUGCUGUUGUAGAUGCCAGACUCAAAGUUUACGGUGUGGAAGGGUUGAGAGUAGCUGAUGCUUCAAUAAUGCCAAAAAUAGUCAGCGGAAAUACCAACAUUCCUGUGAUUAUGAUUGGAGAAAAAGCAGCAGAUCUGAUAAAAGAAGACUGGCUCAAUGAAUUCAGCCACACAGAAUUGUGAGAAUUUGUAAUAUGUAUACCAUAAAUAGACAUGGCUGGUCUGUGUUUUCAAUGUUGAAUUUUUAGUGUGCGUAGCACACUAUUAGUUUCGGUCUGAAAGUGGAAAAAUUCUUUGGAACGAAUGUUCUCUAAGAUGGAUGGACCGAUUAUUUUGAAAUUUUUGUAGGUAGGUGUGGUUUAAUGUGAGGCAUGGAACGCCGUAAUUAUAAUUGCAAUUACUCAAUUAGCUUCUUGAGUAAUUGCAAUUAAUUAUGAAAAUUUGUACCAAAAAAAGAAUAAAAAGGGGAAAAGGGCCAUAUCAAAAGGAACGCCGACAAAAGCAAAGCCGACCUCAGUUAAAUUUCGAAAUUUAUGUAACGCCACAGGGGUUCUAAAAUCUUUUCUAUUGUUCAAUUUUCGAAUUUAUUUUUCAAAAUUGAACAAAGGAAAAGGUUUUAUCAAAAGUGAAGCCGACCCCCUGUGGUGUUAUAUUUAUCAAAAGGGAAGCCGAAAUCCGUUUUAAAAUGUAACACCGCAGGUGUCCUAAAAUAUUCUUAUCUACAGUGUUAUCUUUCCCUUUGUUCAAUUUAAAACAUUUCUCUAUUGUUCAAUUUUGAGAAAGGUUUUUAGAUCGCCUGCAGGUGUUUCAUUUACACACAUUCAGUACCUAGACACCGCAAGCAUGUGGUUACCCUUUCGGAAUCAAAACCCACCAGUCAUUUGUGAUUUUGCUGUGCUCCCAAGAGGUUCUCUCAGUACCGUAGCGUUUUUGGAGUCGCAUAUGCUUUCAACUCAGGAGCUUUCAGAAUAGCAUAGUGUACUUAUUCGGAAUCGCUUUGUGCUUUUUAUAUAAAAAUGACGUUGUGUUUUUUUUCAAAUUCGCGUUCUUUUUUUUCAAAAUCGCAUUGUGCUUUUUAAAGUUGUGUUGUGCUUUUU
Messenger RNA from Planococcus citri (citrus mealybug), 3094 nucleotides. RefSeq names its product glucose dehydrogenase [FAD, quinone]-like. The transcript has 2 exons. The coding region runs from base 318 to 2180 and encodes 620 amino acids. Gene Ontology annotation, molecular function: oxidoreductase activity, acting on CH-OH group of donors; flavin adenine dinucleotide binding. Lineage: Eukaryota; Metazoa; Arthropoda; Insecta; Hemiptera; Pseudococcidae. The record is from RefSeq and is a predicted model, not a curated record.